UGUAAUCCCAAAAGUGAAUGGCAUUGCAUCCGGCCAUGACUGCAAUGUCAGUCUCGUUUGGUCUCGUUCCGUCGACUCCCGCGCAACGGUACUCCGUCGUGGAUCUCGCGCAGUCGUACUCGCGGCCUUCACCGCUAUGGGUCGUUCUCUCCGAUCGCUCUCGGCCUACGCGCCGGCCGCCCUCAAAAACGUACGGUACUCCUCCUCAGGGUGCCCAUUCUCCAAACGACAACAGUCCCAAGUAGCCCCAACCGCGGAAGUCAACGAGGAAAUCUUCGCCAACGCCAAACCCUACUCAGAAGUGCCAGGACCUAAACCGAUACCCAUAUUAGGGAAUACGUGGCGCAUGGUACCGGUAAUCGGACAGUUCGAUAUCUCGGAAUUCGCGAAAGUGACCAAAUUUUUCUUGGACAAGUACGGGAGGAUCGUCCGCUUGGGUGGACUCAUCGGCAGACCAGAUUUGUUGUUCGUGUACGAUGCAGAUGAAAUCGAAAGGAUGUAUAGACGGGAAGGGCCUACACCGUUCAGGCCAGCUAUGCCGUGCUUGGUUAAAUACAAGUCGGAGGUUCGGAAGGAUUUCUUUGGGGAGCUUCCAGGAGUUGUUGGAGUACACGGCGAGCAAUGGCGCAAGUUUCGCUCGAAGGUCCAGAGGCCGAUCCUGCAGCCUCAGACGGUGAAGAAGUACGUUGGGCCCAUCGAGAUGGUCACCGAAGACUUUAUCAAGUACAUGGAGGGCGCGCGAGAUGAGCUUGGCGAUUUGCCACACCAGUUUGACAAUGACAUCCACCGGUGGUCGUUGGAGUGCAUCGGUCGCGUAGCCUUAGACGUGCGGCUCGGCUGCCUCUCCUCGGACCUGUCCAGCAACCCGGAGCCCCAGAGGAUCAUCGACGCCGCCAAAUACGCGCUGAGGAACGUAGCGGUGCUGGAGUUGAAGGCACCAUACUGGCGAUACUUCCCAACGCCGCUGUGGACCAAAUACGUUAACAACAUGAACUUCUUUGUAGAACUUUGUUCCCGGUACAUCAACGAAGCUCUAGAAAGGCUGAAGACCAAGAAGGUGACGUCAGAGGACGACCUGUCUCUCCUGGAGCGCGUGCUCAAGAGCGAGGGAGACCCCAAGAUCGCCACCAUCAUGGCGCUGGACCUCAUCCUCGUGGGGAUUGACACGAUAUCAAUGGCGGUCUGCUCCAUCCUAUACCAAGCGGCGUUGCGGACGAAACAACAGGAGAAAAUGGCGGAAGAAAUCCGAACAGUUCUGCCGGAUCCGAGCAAGCCUCUCACGUACGCAGACCUGGACAAACUGCACUACACUAAGGCUUUUGUUAGGGAGGUUUUUAGAAUGUAUUCUACAGUUAUUGGCAAUGGAAGGACAUUGCAGGAAGACGAUGUCAUUUGUGGAUAUCAUAUUCCAAAAGGAGUGCAAGUGGUAUUUCCGACCAUAGUGACGGGCAACAUGGAGCAGUUCGUGGCCGACCCUCAAGAGUUCCGACCGGAGCGGUGGCUGGAGUCCGGCCGGCUGCAUCCCUUCGCCUCGCUGCCGUACGGGUUCGGUGCCCGGAUAUGCCUGGGCAGGCGCUUCGCUGAUCUGGAGAUACAAGUGCUGUUGGCUAAGUUGCUGAGGCGGUACCGGCUUGAAUACCACCACGAGCCUUUAGAAUACGCUGUCACCUUCAUGUACGCGCCCGACGGUCCGCUGCGUCUACGCAUGUUGGAGAGAGACGCGUAGAUCACUUAGCUAAGGAGAGUCAGGCAUAGGGCACUUAGCUAAGCGCGUCAACCAAGCGACGAAGGCAGUGUCACCUUGUUGGUGGAGCAUACAAAGUAAUUUCGAAGCUUCGAUAUUUUUUUUCAUGAUUUCGAAAUUCGAGACACGUGUGAGAAAAAAGGCAUGUUCACUAAUUUAAGAAUAGUUUCAAAUUAAUUUCGUUUCGUUAGAGACGCAUAGAUCACCAAGCUAAGGAGAAUCAGGCAUAGGGCACUUAGCUAAGCGCGCCAACCAAGCGACGAAGGCAGUGUCACCUUGUUGGUGGAGCAUACAAAGUAAUUUCGAAGCUUCGAUAUUUUUUAAUGAGGCACGUGUCAGAAAAAAGGCAUGCUCACUAAUUUAAGAAUAGUUUCAAAUUAAUUUAAUUUGGUUAAAAUAUGUUGUCACCUUCAUGUACGCGCCUAGGGAACUUAGCUAA
Molecule: messenger RNA, 2183 nt
Organism: Ostrinia furnacalis (Asian corn borer)
Lineage: Eukaryota; Metazoa; Arthropoda; Insecta; Lepidoptera; Crambidae
Product: Probable cytochrome P450 301a1, mitochondrial
Exons: 8
Coding region: 137-1726 (529 amino acids)
Molecular function (GO): heme binding; monooxygenase activity; oxidoreductase activity, acting on paired donors, with incorporation or reduction of molecular oxygen
Source: RefSeq, a predicted model, not a curated record